GCAGAUGGAUCCGCAGAAAAUCCUAUUAUCAACGUCUGCUGAUGGGGACUCAGUGACUACAGAUCAGAGCACUCCCUGUGCACCCCAGUUUGAGUUCCCUUUUUUUAACUGGAGGAUUUUAUUCAUCACCGCUCGGAUCAACAGAACUGAUCUUUCCAAUAAGCAGAUUUGAUAUAUCUGACCAUGUCUACAGAUAAGAAGCCCAAAAAGAAGAAGCAAGACUCUGUCCUGUCCCAGACCAAUGGCGCAGAGGCCAAGCCAAAGAAAACCAAGAGCAAGAAGAGUGAAGUCCUCUCAGAAGAGGAUGAGAGCACACCAUCUCGAAGUCCAGCCUCAGAUGAUGAAGAUGAUGAUGAAGACGAGGAAGAGGAUGAAGCCCCUCAGAAAAAGACCAAGAAGAAAGCCACCAAAGAGAGCACCCCGACAAAAGACAAGAAAUCAAAGGCCAAAGAAGACAAAAAUGAAUCUGAUGCUAAAGGAAAAUCAGCAAAGUCCAAAAAGAACGAACCAGCCUCCAUGUUCAUGAUCAGUGGAGACAAGUCAGAUUUCAACAGCAACAAGAAAGUGGCCAAAUCUGACAGCGACGACAGUGAACCUGAGAGCAAAUCCAGCAAGAGCAAGAAGAAAUCCACAGCCAGUGCCGACGCAGCCUCCAUGUUCCAGACAGGGAAAGACAAGGACAAGGACAAGAAGGGGACAAAGAAAGGAGCUGCCAAGGCUGAGGACAAUGAAGAGGAGAACAAGGACACACAGAAGAAGAAGAAGGGAAAAGGAAAAAAGGGGAAAAAAGAGGAGGAGAGAGCCCCCUCGCCUGUCAUCGAGUUUGACAACCUGGAGGAGUUUGUGCUUCAGCCGGCGCCCCAAGGCAUCACCAUCAAGUGCAAAGUGACGCGGGACAAGAGGGGCAUGGAUCGCGGCUUCUACCCCACCUAUUACCUUCACCUGGACAACGAGAAGAAGGUGUUUCUAUUGGCUGGGCGAAAGCGCAAGAAGAGCACAACUUCCAACUACCUGAUCUCCAUAGACGCCACAGAUUUGUCACGGGGUGGAGAAAAUUACGUUGGGAAGCUGAGGUCCAAUCUAAUGGGGACCAAGUUCACGGUGUUUGAUAACGGGCUGAACCCUGACCGUGCACUCCGUGACCUGUCCAACGCUAGGCAGGAGCUUGCAGCCAUCAUCUAUGAGACCAACGUCCUCGGGUUCAAAGGUCCGAGAAAGAUGACUGUGGUCAUCCCAGGGAUGGAUGAGAACAACGAGCGAGUUCCGAUCAGAGCCCGCAAUGACAACGACGGGCUGCUCAUGCGCUUCCAGAACAGGCAGAUGGACAACCUGAUCGAGCUGCACAACAAGACGCCGGUGUGGAACGACGACACGGCGUCCUACGUGCUCAACUUCUCCGGCCGCGUCACACAGGCCUCUGUCAAGAACUUCCAGAUCGUCCACAGCAAAGACAACAGCUACAUUGUCAUGCAGUUCGGGCGUGUGGCGGACGAUGCCUUCACGUUGGACUAUAAGUACCCCAUGUGUGCAGUGCAAGCCUUCGCCCUCGCCCUGUCCAGCUUUGACGGUAAACUGGCUUGUGAAUGACCAGGGCUGGACAAGUCGGGGAAUCUUUCCAGGAAGUCUUUCCAGUGCUGCUGUUGGGUGCCGCCAUUACACCAACAGCCACGUGUAAACUAAGAGCUUUUGACAUCUUGCCGUGAAGCAUUGUGGGUCAUGGCUCUUAACAUUGCAUAAAGGGGUAAACUGCUGUCAUCUGUGACCAUGUUGUCCAGAUUUAUUCUGAGCAGUGCAGGUGUAGUUUAUUAACCACUGUCUUUAUUAUGAUGUUUUAAAUGUCAAAUAGUUUUUCUGAAGCUGGCCAUAGUGGUGUGUCAUGGUCCCUGCAAAGUUUGAAAGAGGACAGCUCGGUCUUCUGAUGGGUUCUGGGAUCUCAGAACCCAUCGGCAAUGUUUACAGGUUUUACAUUGAGGUAAAUGCUGGAUUCAUCUAAGAUGUUCGGGCUGUGUAUGCUAUUAAAAGAGCACCCCCUGCUGUUGGUGUGUUAAAGCAGCACCCUCUUCUGUGUACCUGCAGAGCCAAAAAAUGUCACUUGACUAGUGGUUUGAAUGCUCAUGAAUUUCGCGUUUGUUCAGACAUCACCAUUUUGCAAUAUUCAGUCUGUCUGCUAAAUCUGAAACUUAUCUUAACAAUCAUUGGGCGAAACUCGCCAGUUCAUGCAUCUAACACGAAUGCCACCUCCUAAAGGUAUUUCUUUAAGCCACUGCAGUGCUACUGUGGAACUGGAGUUCAUUACCAAUGUCAAAUUCUGCUCAAAAUUUUCUCAGACAGUACCUUCAAGAAUGAUCAUAAUUUGUUUGGUAAUCCUCGUCAUUUAUUUUAUUUUGAUGUAUACUUUUAUUUGACCUGUCUAUGAUCAUAUACGCAGUUUUGUAAUGUUCACAUGUGUGACUGUCCAUGUUGUGUAUAUGUUUGUGAUGCUCUUCACAUAUUCUGGUUUCUCAGUUCUGUAUGUAUGGAGGAAAAUGUAUGAAUUUAUAGCACCAGCUUAGUAAACAAUUAUAGUAAAAUCAAAAUAAUAAUACAUGCAUAGUCAUAGCAAUAUAGCCAUUGAGCUGAUGUUUCUAUCUAUAUUUUGUUGCUUUAUCCUGG
Molecule: messenger RNA, 2652 nt
Organism: Megalops cyprinoides (Indo-Pacific tarpon)
Lineage: Eukaryota; Metazoa; Chordata; Actinopteri; Elopiformes; Megalopidae
Gene: tulp1a
Product: TUB like protein 1a
Exons: 12
Coding region: 184-1587 (467 amino acids)
Biological process (GO): protein localization to cilium
Cellular component (GO): cilium
Molecular function (GO): actin filament binding
Source: RefSeq, a predicted model, not a curated record